AUGUAUGAUGACAGCGACGAAUCGAGCGACGAUAAUAGACCAACAGCUCAUUCAUCAUCAUCAUCACGAAAACGAAUACCAUUCGACCCAAAACCUCACUUGGUCACCAUCGUAAAAACGAAUACAGGAUUUGGUUUUAAUGUAAAAGGUCAAGUUAGUGAAGGAGGUCAGCUGCGUAGUUUAAAUGGUCAGCUUUAUGCUCCUUUACAACAUGUCAGCGCAGUACUCCCCGAUGGUGCCGCAGAGCGAGCCAACUUACGAAGAGGAGACAGGAUUCUGCAAGUGAAUGGUGUGAAUGUUGAAGGAGCUACACACCGGCAUGUUGUCGAUUUAAUAAAACACGGAGGUGAUCGUUUAACUAUGAUAGUUAUAUCUGUGGAAGACUCCGAUGUUGAUAGAUUCGAGUGCUGCGAAGAAAGUGUGAUCUCCUAUCGGCAUGACUAUUCCGAAAGUAGAUCGUUACCGGUUACUAUUCCUAACUACCACACAGUAAAUGAUGGUGUUGAAAAAUUUGUGGUUUUCAAUUUGUACAUGGCCGGUCGUCACCUUGGAUCGAGACGAUACAGCGAAUUCGUGGAGCUUCACCAACUUCUACGCCGGGAAUUCAUAGACUACUCUUUUCCAAAGUUGCCUGGGAAGUGGCCAUUUUCAUUAUCGGAACAGCAGCUUGAUUCGAGGAGGCGAGGUCUCGAACUCUAUUUGGAGCGCGUCUGUUCUGUAAAAGUAAUAGCCGAUUCCGAUAUAAUGCAGGAUUUCCUCAUGGAGUGUGAUCCAUCAUGCGAAGUUGAAGUCCGUGUGCUACUUCCAGACAGUAGUCAUGUUUCCGUAAAUAUUCGAAGGAAUUCUUCCACAUCUCUUCUUUUUGCAUUGUUAGCUCGAAAACUGAAUAUGACUCGUGACAUGGCUUUGUCGUGUGCAAUAUUCGAAACAAUGGAGCAGUCAUUUGAACGUAAGCUUUUGGAUGGUGAAUCUCCUCAUCAACUGUACAUCCAGAACUAUUCUUGCGCCUCCUCUUCUUGUCUUGUGUUAAGAAAGUGGAUAUUUGAUCCAGAUCGUGAAAGACAAUUAUGUGAAAAAGAUCCACUGUUUCGCCAGUUUGUAUUCCACCAAGCGGUUGCAGACGUGAACGAGGGGAGGUUGAAGUAUUGCCAGAAGAUGUAUCAGUUGAAAGCAAUCCAGAACGAAGGAAAUGCUGAAGAGUUUCUAGAACUGACGCGUAAGAUGUCUGGAUACAAUGAAAUAACCUUUCCGCCUUGUGGAUGUCCGACGAGGAAAGCAGGCGAUGUUAUAAUGAUUGUGCGGUUUUCUUCGCUACUUCUUACUUCUGAUCCACCAAACGCCGAGAUGCAAGUGGACAUUGGUUGGGGCGAUGUCAUGGAAUAUCACGUGGACGAAGACGGAAGAGCAUUUCAGUUCAACUUUAAACGAGAAGGCAAAAGAGCAAAACCAAUUAAACUCUUCAGCAAUUAUGCUGAGUAUAUGGCAGAGUGCUUUGCCCAGAUUCUUUUCGAGCGUCAGGUGGCCAACAACUGGAAACCAAACCGAUUUAUCACCGAGGACGUGGAAUCUAGUUCAAAUCACUGUACAGGGCAUAUCGGGACGAGGAUAAAAAUGGACCCACUCAUGGAUUGUUCUUUAUCGGCUGCGGACGAUGAUGAAGGGAAGAGCAGAACACAUGAGAUGAAAACGAAUGAGGAAGACAGCAACUCUCCUGGAAAGGUGACCUAUAAGACCGACUCUCAGUCAACAGAAGAGGCACUUGAUCCUGACGCUGCUGAAUUCCCUAUUCACUGUGAAAUCCAUGAAGAUUCUCAGAUGACUGAAGCUGUAACAGAAGAGAGUAGAGAGGUUGAGCAAUAUUUUCGUCCGCGAUCUGAAUCUCCUGAUGUGUUUCGGUCUACUUCACACCCUUCCACGAUUAAAACACAGUUUGAAGGUGCGACAGAGGAACAGCAGCACCAUGACACUGCUCCUACAAGUCCAGCGCAACGAUUUGAACUUGCCUACGAAAUGGAGGAUGCCCGUGACGAAGUUCGUAGCGAAAGCGGUGGCGUACGAUCGCGAGGACGUGGUGCUCGUGGUCGAGGAAGAGGUGGAACUAAGCCAUGUAGUGGAAGCGCUACACCUCUGAGUAACAGUCCUCUCGUAAACGCUGAAAAGAAACGUGCAGGACGCGGGCGUGGUAGCAAGCGUGGCAGAGGAUAUGGCUUAUCUCGUGUUGGCGACACGGUGGAGUCCGAAGUGGGUACUAUCGCCCACACCAUAUGUGGUGCUGAUGAUGUUUAUGAGUUCAAAAGCAGUCCCGAAAGCGAAUUUACUCCAAAUCAGCCUGAUUUCGGAACUCGUGAUGAACGAGAGCGUUCCCUUCCACCCAGUGCGAAACGGCAACGCCUCACUGAAACUCGCCCCGAAAGCCAAGGAGGCAGUGUUCAUUCUGGGGAGAUUGAAAUGGAUGAUGUGGAAGAGGAAGAAGGGAAUUCUAAACAUGGUGUUGGUGACAGAAAAGUUCCGCCCUUACGCAUUUCCCUCCCGAUUGCACCGUCUGACGAAGAUAUACACAGCGAGCAUUCAGUUCAUCAGCACACUGCUGGCCACAUUGGCGGUGCUCGUAAAGCUCCGCGUGGGCGACAUGGGAAACGUCACAACGAUGCCGAUGAGGCGCAGAGGAUGACUCGCAGUAAGGUACGUCAAACUGGAAAGGUGCUGGACGAUACGGAUGCUUGGACCAAGAAAAAGAGAGGCCGAGUCAAUGUCGCUACUGCAACAGUAGCUGGAGAUGAGGCAGAGGAAUCUGUGAUGGAUGAUGCAUCUCCGGUUGCUGAAUGCUCAGAUGACGUAUCGCCUACCUGUCAGACAUUGAAUUCCAUACCUGAUUCUUUGACCACUGAACAACGAAUCAUAUACGAAAACCCUCGGAGUGGAAUGUUUAGGCUUAAAAAAAUGUUGGCUACGCGUUGGGUCUCGGAUCUCUAUCAACAAAAUGAACAAUCUGCUGGAGGAAGAGAAAGAUUCAAGAACAUGUUACUAUUGACUGGUGAUUACUUAGUGCGGCGAAGUGAAUGUCGUAAACAAAAGGAACAUUCUGCUUCUGACGGGAAUCUCUGCAAAAACGAGAAAAUGACGGACGAAGCAGCAGUCAACGGGGAUGCAGAAUCGGAAGAUGAAAGGAAUGGUAUCUGUUCUGAAAUGAAGGCCUUGUGGAAGGAGCACAAUGAUGAACGAUCCAACAUGAUGAAUCGCAUGUACAGAGAGAGAAUAAAAUUGCGGUUGUUUUGGGAGGAAGAACUUUUGCGUAAGGAACAGAGAGAGAAGGGGACAACGCCUCUGAUGUCAGCUGUGAGAUUUCUACGCGAAAAUGAGAUGUGCAACGCACAGAUUUUGGAAGAAGCACCAGCUCAGUUGAAGGGCAUGGAUCAGAUGGAGUUUGCGGAGAGAUGUAACAGAGCAAUUAACCAGAUGUUUAACAGACAUAAAAUGGAAGCAAGCUCUUUGUUUGGAGCCCAGAGGGACAUGUGGUUGUAUGAAGCUCGUCGUCGUGGUCUAGACGUAAAUGCUGACUGGGUGAAAAAGCUUGCUCGUGGAUUAAAGGCAGCAUACCACGAAUCUGAGGUGGUGCGGAUUUCAGAUUCGUGGGGUGAUGCCUUUAAACCAGGAAAACACUACUGUAGUAGGCUGUGCUAG
Messenger RNA from Necator americanus (New World hookworm), 3681 nucleotides. RefSeq lists its product as uncharacterized. Bases 1 to 3681 code for a protein of 1226 amino acids. Gene Ontology annotation, cellular component: early endosome. NCBI's taxonomy places the organism in Eukaryota, Metazoa, Nematoda, Chromadorea, Rhabditida, Ancylostomatidae. Gene Ontology annotation, biological process: intracellular protein transport; signal transduction; endocytic recycling. Gene Ontology annotation, molecular function: phosphatidylinositol-3-phosphate binding; protein binding. The transcript is spliced from 31 exons. The record is from RefSeq and is a predicted model, not a curated record.